This is a messenger RNA of Chelonus insularis, 3738 nucleotides long. RefSeq names its product heat shock protein 70 cognate 3 (gene Hsc70-3). Gene Ontology annotation, cellular component: membrane; endoplasmic reticulum chaperone complex; endoplasmic reticulum lumen. Bases 283 to 3186 code for a protein of 967 amino acids. Gene Ontology annotation, molecular function: metal ion binding; porphobilinogen synthase activity; ATP-dependent protein folding chaperone. The transcript has 7 exons. Gene Ontology annotation, biological process: endoplasmic reticulum unfolded protein response; protein folding; tetrapyrrole biosynthetic process. NCBI's taxonomy places the organism in Eukaryota, Metazoa, Arthropoda, Insecta, Hymenoptera, Braconidae. The record is from RefSeq and is a predicted model, not a curated record.
GUAACAUUUAUCAAUGGACUUCCGGCUUUGAUUUUUUACCUUUAGAGAAGUUCAACUGUGACAUAUAAUAUCUGGAAAAACUUAACAAACGUGGUGUAUACAAUCGAGCUGAGAAUAGAAUUUCUCAGAUGUUCUUCAAAAAACAUGAUAGAAGGGGUGGAAAAUCAGUGGUGGGGAGCCUGAAAGCAUUGAAACAACUGAGGAACUCUUUUCUCAGUUCGACAAUAGUUGCGUACAGUGUUGUAUUUAAUUAAAAUUUUUUUUUAUUUUAUGAAAUAAAUCAUGACUGAAGUGAAAGCCAAAAAUAGACUUCACAGUAGUAUUUUUCAUUCUGUUUUACGUCAAUGGCAAUCAAAAAAUUUAGCAAUUACUCCAAACAACUUGAUGUAUCCUAUUUUUAUUGUAGAUAAAAUUGAUACCAAGGAAGAAAUUCCUAGCAUGCCUGGAAUUUUUAGAUAUGGUAUCAAUCAACUAAAGCCAUUGCUUCAGCCCUUAGUUGCUAAAGGACUGCAAUCUAUACUACUAUUUGGAAUAAUAAAAGAAAGCUUGAAGGAUACAUCAGCUACACAUGCAGAUAGUGCACUAAAUCCUGUGAUGCAAGCGCUUCCUUUAUUGCGAUCAUGGUUUUCAGAUUUAGUAAUUGCUUGUGACGUAUGUUUAUGUCCUUACAUAACACAUGGCCAUUGUGGUAUCGUCUAUGAUGAUGGAACAAUUAAUAAUAAAGCAAGUAUCCAAAGAAUUGCUGAAAUCGCAGUCGCAUAUGCUAAAACAGGCGCUCAUAUAAUUGCACCAUCUGAUAUGAUGGAUGGGAGAAUAGGUGCCAUAAAAAAAAGUCUAGAAACAACGAAUUUAUCUCAUCACGUUGCUGUUUUAUCUUACUCUACUAAAUUUGCAUCGGGGUUCUAUGGACCUUUCAGAGAUGCUGCUAAAUCCACACCUAAAUUUGGUGAUAGAAAAUGUUAUCAACUACCCCCUGGAAGUAUUGGAUUAGCUAUGAGAGCCACAGCUAGAGAUGUUGAAGAAGGUACUGAUAUGUUAAUGGUAAAACCUGGAUUGCCUUACUUGGAUAUUGUUCGACAAAUAAAAGAUAAAUUUCCAGAUUAUACAUUAUUUAUUUAUCAAGUUUCUGGGGAAUAUGCAAUGCUAUACCACGCUGCUCAAAAUGGAGCAAUUGAUCUCAAGAGUGUAUUAAAUGAAGUAUUACUUUCAAUGAGAAGAGGAGCAGUAGCUCUGGUAAUAUUAGGGUUGGUUGCAACAAUUGUAACGGCCAAAGAUGAUAGUAAAGAGAAGGAGGAUAUUGGAACUGUAAUUGGUAUUGAUUUAGGAACGACGUACUCAUGUGUCGGUGUUUAUAAAAAUGGUCGAGUAGAAAUUAUCGCCAACGAUCAAGGUAACCGAAUUACUCCAUCAUAUGUAGCCUUUACAGCUGAUGGAGAGCGUCUUAUUGGAGAUGCAGCCAAGAAUCAGCUUACAACAAAUCCUGAAAAUACUAUCUUUGAUGCCAAGAGAUUAAUUGGUAGAGAAUGGACAGACCCAACAGUCCAGCAUGAUGCCAAGUUUUUCCCAUUCAAAGUUGUUGAGAAGAACAGUAAGCCUCAUAUUAAGGUGGCCACAAAGGAUGGAGAUAAAAUCUUCGCACCUGAAGAAAUCUCUGCCAUGGUUCUUGGAAAAAUGAAAGAAACCGCUGAAGCAUACUUAGGCAAGAAAGUCACCCAUGCCGUUGUAACUGUUCCUGCUUACUUCAAUGAUGCUCAACGUCAAGCUACAAAGGAUGCUGGAGCCAUUGCCGGUCUUCAAGUUAUGAGAAUUAUCAACGAACCAACUGCAGCUGCCAUUGCCUAUGGUCUUGACAAAAAAGAUGGAGAAAAAAAUGUUUUAGUUUUCGAUCUUGGUGGUGGUACUUUUGAUGUUAGUCUUUUGACUAUUGAUAAUGGAGUCUUUGAGGUCGUUGCUACCAAUGGAGAUACUCACUUAGGAGGAGAAGACUUUGAUCAACGUGUGAUGGAUUACUUCAUUAAAUUAUACAAAAAGAAAAAGGGCAAAGACAUUAGAAAAGAUAACAGAGCAGUUCAAAAACUUCGCCGUGAAGUUGAAAAAGCCAAGAGAGCUUUAAGUGCUAGUCAUCAAGUCAGGAUUGAGAUUGAGUCAUUCUUUGAUGGAGACGAUUUCUCUGAAACUCUUACUCGUGCCAAAUUCGAAGAAUUGAACUUGGAUCUUUUCCAAAGUACAAUGAAACCUGUUCAAAAGGUAUUGGAAGAUGCUGAUAUGAGCAAGAAAGAUGUUGAUGAAAUCGUACUUGUUGGAGGAUCAACUAGAAUUCCAAAGGUCCAACAACUAGUCAAAGAAUUCUUUGGUGGCAAAGAACCAUCUCGAGGUAUCAAUCCUGAUGAAGCUGUUGCUUACGGAGCUGCUGUGCAGGCUGGAGUAUUGUCUGGAGAACAAGACACUGAUGCUAUCGUUCUUCUUGAUGUCAAUCCUUUGACUAUGGGUAUUGAAACUGUUGGAGGAGUGAUGACUAAACUGAUCCCAAGAAAUACAGUUAUUCCCACUAAAAAAUCUCAGAUUUUCUCGACUGCUUCUGACAACCAACAUACCGUAACAAUCCAAGUCUAUGAAGGAGAACGACCAAUGACCAAAGAUAAUCAUCUUCUUGGUAAAUUUGAUCUUACUGGUAUCCCACCAGCACCCAGAGGUAUUCCUCAAAUCGAAGUAACCUUCGAAAUUGAUGCUAAUGGUAUUCUUCAAGUAUCUGCUGAAGAUAAAGGUACUGGAAACCGAGAAAAGAUUGUUAUCACUAAUGACCAGAACAGGUUGACACCGGAUGAUAUCGAGAGAAUGAUUAAAGAUGCUGAGAAGUUUGCUGAUGAAGACAAGAAACUUAAAGAGCGUGUAGAAGCUCGUAAUGAAUUGGAAUCGUAUGCAUACUCGUUGAAGAACCAACUUGCUGACAAGGAAAAACUUGGAGCUAAGAUUAGUGAUUCAGAUAAGGAGAAAAUGGAGGCUGCAAUUGAUGAGAAAAUCAAAUGGCUCGAAGAAAAUCAAGAUACUGAUCCAGAAGAGUACAAGAAACAGAAAAAAGAACUUACUGACAUCGUUCAACCCAUCAUUGCUAAACUGUACCAAGGCGCUGGUGGUGCUCCUCCACCAAAUGGUGGUGAAGAAGAUGAUCUCAAGGAUGAGCUUUAAGUAAUGAAAGCUGUUUCUUAUACUUCAGACUGAUAAAUUUUAAAAAUACCAAGGCUUCCUGAGGCAAAAUAUGACUUUAGAAUCAAUGCUAGAUCUUAAGUAGCGGAAUUUUUUUAGUUAUAAUUUUAGUAUUAAUUCUAAAGUACUUUGUUUCGAGGAAAACUGUCGGGCAUUUUCCAGGUCGUUAAACAAUAGCAAUUGAUGUAAAUUAAACGACAAAUGUCUUUUUGUCCAAGUUAAAAGGCCUUACGUGGUACAUAAGAUGGAAUACUUUAUUUUGAGAAUCUCGUAAAAUUUACGAGAUUUUAUUUUUUUUCCAUUUAAAACUCUCAUAUGCCUCUUUAAUUUAUUAUUAAUUGUUUUGUAUAAUUAAUUAUAAUAUGUGAUUGAUUCAGUGGAAUUAUUAUUGCGUGUGAUUUUAUCAUUCGCCAAAUGUUACAAAGCGUGAAAGUACUUGUAUACAUUGAUAUGUGAAUUGCUUGUGUGAAUGAAUGAGACGUGUAUGAUGAUGACAUGUAUCAGUAUCACAAUAAUAAACAUUUUUUUCAAUAA